ACUGGGUAUCCUCAUCAACUCGACUACAAUUACCAUACAAGAAGAUACUGAGCUUCACCCACCUCUUGUACAGUUCAAAAUGGCUACUCGACGCAUUGUUGCUACUGAAAAGACCUUCCUUGAUAAGGAUGAUCCCAUUGAUGAAAACUCUAGUACUGCUCCUGCUGUUCCUAGCCAAGUCAUCUAUAAGCUUCUAGCAUUCACCUUUGCCAUGAUUGUGGUCCCCAUCGGUUCCUAUUUCCUCAGUGUCAAUGCCAUCUUUAGAAACUCUUCUCUUGCUGGUGGCUUGGCUGCUGUCUUGGCCAAUGUCGUCCUUGUGGGAUACAUUAUUGUAGCUAUGAAAGAGGACCAGUCGGACAAACAAAAGCCAGAGAGCAAGAAGGACAAGUAGACACACAUCUGACAUCACGGUCGCUAUAUCAAGUUAAUUCACUCUUCAAUAACUUUCUAUCCGGCACAAGAAUAGCCUCAGGGGCAUCCGUCUCAAUUAUUUUCUCA
Messenger RNA from Fusarium redolens, 498 nucleotides. RefSeq lists its product as uncharacterized. The transcript is spliced from 3 exons. Lineage: Eukaryota; Fungi; Ascomycota; Sordariomycetes; Hypocreales; Nectriaceae. Gene Ontology annotation, cellular component: endoplasmic reticulum membrane. The record is from RefSeq and is a predicted model, not a curated record. Gene Ontology annotation, biological process: vacuolar proton-transporting V-type ATPase complex assembly. The coding region runs from base 80 to 391 and encodes 103 amino acids.